AAUACUCCAGUUGUCUAAUGUAGGUUAGAUUUUGAAGUGAAAGAAUCAAAGAAGCUUCAGCAUAUCUGGGCAAUUGAAUGGAACCUUCGCUGGCAUAAGUGUUAUUAUAAUUACGGAACAAUAAAUAUUGUUUAACUUAAGUUUACUUAUCUAACAAAAUGAAAGUAGGCAAUCAUUUAUAAGCAUUUGCAAUUUAGCCAUAAAGAUGAAUCUAAGAUUGAUUUCCCCUCAUUUAUUAAUGACCCACAUUAUUACAGUACUGUAUUUUCCAAAGAAACAGAGCUGCUUUGACUAGCAUUUGAUUGAACUUUGAAUUAAAAAAGGACCCCACAUUCUUACAAUAUUUCCCAAAGACACAGAGCUUUGACUAGCAUCUGAUUAAACUUUGAAUAAAAAUGGCCCCACAUUAUAUCCACAUCAACUUCUAAAAAGGACAUCAUAUGAAAAACAAUGGUAUUGAAUUUUAAAAUUAAAGAAAAAAACAAGGAGAAGAGAUAGUGACAGAGGAGGGAGAGGACCCAUCCUAUUCCCUGCACAUCAUCUUCAUUUCUCCCUCUCUCUAGAACUCACUUUCUCUCUCUCUUUUCUCCAUAUCUUUUUCCUUGAGUAAUUUAAAAGAAAAUUGCAUGAGGUAAAUGAAAAUGGCAAUGAGAGAAUACAGGAAAGGGAACUGGACAAUGGAAGAAACAAUGAUCUUAAUUGAGGCAAAGAAGAAAGAUGAUGAAAGAAGGAAGUUGCAUAGAUCAAAACAAAGUAUUACUAGUAUUAGUACCAGUAUUAGUAGUAGUAGUAGCAGUAGUAGUAAGCCAAUCACAGAGUUGAGGUGGAAAUGGGUGGAGGAGUAUUGUUGGGGAAAAGGGUGUUUUAGGAGCCAAAAUCAGUGUAAUGAUAAAUGGGAUAAUCUUAUGAGAGACUACAAGAAAGUUAGAGAUUACCAAAAGAACCUCCCCGCCGAUCAUCUCAAGUCUUACUGGAAUAUGGAUAAGCUUGAGAGGAAAGACAAGGGUUUGCCUACUAAUAUGUUACCACAGAUUUACCAAGCAUUGUUUGAUGUUGUUGAGUCUACUAGUAGUACUCCUACUACUACCCCAACUCCGACUCCGACUUCAACUCCAACUCCAACUCCAACUUCCACUACUGGUGGUCAUUUUUUGUUGCCUAUUUCAAUGAUGGAAAUGCAGCAAACUCCGCCACCAUCCGUGGUGGUUCCUGCAUUGCAGCUGUCUUCCCCUCCACCUUUGCCACCUUCCCCACUCCUGCCUCCGCCAUUGCUGCUGCCUCCUCCGCCUCCUUCCUCAACUUUUCUCUCUCCUCAACACCUGCCUCCUCAUCCCUCACCUACACUGGAAUCUGAACGAAGGGAAUAUCCUCAUGAUCCAGAAUCAUCACCAGCUAAGAGGAGAAGGAAAGAGGAAGGCAUUGCGGCCACAACAGCGGCGGCAGAAGCAGCAGCAGCAGCAGCAACAACAACAACAACAACGCUAGAAGAAGUGAGCUCAGCAAUUAGUAGGAGUGCUGUAAUGAUAUCAGAGGCAAUUCAAGCAAGUGAAGGGAGAGAAGAGAGGAGACACAGGGAGAUGAUGAACAUACAACAAUCAAGAUUAAGGGUUGAAGAAUCAAAUUUAGAGAUGAAUAGACAAGGGUUUAAUGGUUUGAAUGAAGCAAUUAAUAGGCUUGCUACCUCCAUUUUUACUUGGGCUAAUUCUCACAAAAAUCAGCAGGGACCUUCUUAAAUUUAUUUAAUUAAGUGACUCAAUUGAUUAAAAAUAACUUUAUUUAAUUUUUAAUUAAUUAGCUAAAUUGUUUAAAUUUUUUGAUUAAAUUAAACGUAUUUAGAUGUGAA
This is a messenger RNA of Spinacia oleracea (spinach), 1843 nucleotides long. RefSeq lists its product as uncharacterized. The transcript has 2 exons. The record is from RefSeq and is a predicted model, not a curated record. Bases 636 to 1733 code for a protein of 365 amino acids. NCBI's taxonomy places the organism in Eukaryota, Viridiplantae, Streptophyta, Magnoliopsida, Caryophyllales, Amaranthaceae.